This is a messenger RNA of Dicentrarchus labrax (European seabass), 3077 nucleotides long. It is a transcript of the gene insm1a, whose product is annotated as insulinoma-associated 1a. The transcript has a single exon. Gene Ontology annotation, cellular component: nucleus; transcription repressor complex. The record is from RefSeq and is a predicted model, not a curated record. NCBI's taxonomy places the organism in Eukaryota, Metazoa, Chordata, Actinopteri, Moronidae. Gene Ontology annotation, molecular function: RNA polymerase II cis-regulatory region sequence-specific DNA binding; DNA-binding transcription repressor activity, RNA polymerase II-specific. Gene Ontology annotation, biological process: negative regulation of transcription by RNA polymerase II; regulation of cell cycle process; neuron differentiation. The coding region runs from base 332 to 1675 and encodes 447 amino acids.
AAAUCCUCCCUCCAUCACCCCACUCCUCUCCUCCAUCAGCCUCUCCAUCCUCCCACACCCACUCCCCAAAUCCACGGGGGACCUCGGCUCCUUCUGAUUGGUCGGGGAUGAGGCAACAAGGGGGGACGGGAACAAUGUCAUCAUGUCGCCUUAAAAAGAGUGCAGCUAUGUUGUGGUGAAAGCACCUCGGGAGGAGAACAGAGGAUCAGUAGCAGGAGGAAACGACAACAAAAAGACGCAUCAGAUGUUUCUGUCCGCAAGCGCUUAAAAGUGGAUUUCUUCUCUCUGCAGCAGCGUCCAAAGUGCCUUCAGCUCUCCGUCCAGCGCGAACAUGCCGAGAGGAUUUUUGGUGAAAAGGAACAAGAAAACCAACCCGGUGUCCUACCGGGUUCGCUCCGACGAGGAGGAAACGGAACAAACAGCAGCUGAUGCGCCGCCGCUGCCGCCGUGCUCCACCGCGCCUCGCGCCUCCGUCCCGGUGCGCGCACAGACGCCGACGCCCACCUGCGGGGCGGCGGCCACGGCUCCGGAGCAUGAUGCCAAACCGGUGCAAUUCGGAAACCCGGAGGCGGUAUACCAAGCACUCUACAGCCCCACCCGCCCCGUCAGCCAGGACCACGACCGCUCCUACUUCGAGAGACGCUUCAACCUCGGAUCACCGGUUUCCGCGGAGUCUUUCCCAACACCAGCAGCGCUCACCGCUUUGGACCACCUCUUCGCCCCAGUGGACCUGAAAAUCGGCUCCAGCAACAGCAGCCGCACAGACACCAGCGCCACAUCCACGGGGACUCUCCCCACCGCCGGGACCAAACGGCAGUCCAGCGACACCGAGCGCAAAAGCAAACCGCCGUCCAAGAAAACCAAAGCUAUCCGGAAACUGCACUUUGAGGAUGAUGUCACCACAUCUCCGGUUCUCGGGCUCAAGAUUAAAGAGGCGCCGGUUGACCAGAAGCCUCCAAGACCACAGCCGUCCGGAGGUGACAACGUCCCCAUGGGCGAGUUCGUGUGCCAGCUGUGCCGGGAGGCGUACGCAGACCCGUUCGCUCUGGCGCAGCACAAGUGCUCCAGGAUAGUCCGGGUUGAGUACAGGUGUCCUGAGUGUGACAAGGUGUUCAGCUGCCCGGCUAACCUCGCCUCCCACCGGCGGUGGCACAAACCGAAGCCUCAGACCGGAGCACACGGUGUGCACAAUUUGGAGAGCGACAAGGCGUCCGCGUCCGGUAAGACAGCGGAUGAAGUGAAGGAUUCUAGUGACAGGGACACACCCAGCCCAGGACCGUCCGAGUCCGGCUCGGAGGAAGGGCUGUAUGAUUGUAAUCACUGUGGGAAAAAGUUUAAGCGCCAGGCAUACCUGAGGAAGCACCUGGCGUCUCAGCACGGCUCCCCGAAACCGUCGGAGGACGAGGACGCGCCGGCCUGCGAGCAGAGCGCGGCGCCGCUGAACCUGAGCUCCUCCACCUGCCACCUGUGUCCGGUCUGCGGGGAGAACUUUUCCAACAGGGGCAGCCAGGAGCGGCACAUCCGCCUGCUACACUCCUCACAGGUCUACCCGUGCAAAUACUGCCCCGCCAUCUUUUACAGCUCCCCGGGACUCACCAGACACAUCAACAAAUGCCACCCGUCCGAGAACCGGCAGGUGAUCCUGCUGCAGAUGCCGCUCCGCCCCGCCUGCUGAUCCGGGACUUUUGGGCCGCUUUCAUACUCUCAGAUAACAAGACAGCAAAGUCCAGCCUUGUUUCUUGGAGGAUUUUAGGGUUACGCAGCAAAAAUAUCCGCCUUAUAAAGAUUUUUUUGAGCUCCUAAAAUCUUACUUUUCUAAAAAUCAAGUAAAAAAAUAUAUGGGACUUUGGUGAGAAACUGUAACUGGUUGACUUCACUGUUGAUGGGAGUGAUUUAUUUUCCCUCUUGUUUCAGUUAUUUGGUCAAAAAUCACCAAAAGUUAAAAUGUUCUCCUAGUGUAAGAAUUUUAAAACAAUGAACUAUUAAUUUUCUUGAACACUUUGAGAGCGAUUUGCCUAUUUUUGUCUUCAUUCUGGGUGUAAAUUCAAGAAAAUGCACAAAUCACAUAAGAAUAAAGAGGAAUUAUUCACUCAUCGCCGUUUCUAGACACAUUUUGACAACUCACUGAGGUAAAAGAGGAAAUUAAAGGAUAUUUUUGCAGUGUAACUACAUGACCCAAAUGCACCAAUUUGUAGAGGUCAGAGGUCAGCCGCUCACCUCCAGCUGGCAGGGAUUCAGUGCCUUGCUCAAGGACACUUCAGCAGGUUCUGGGUGUGUGUUUGAACCCCUCCUGGCCUAUAAUCCCCCCCCCUCCUUUAAAGGAUCUCUGACAUCAUACUUAAAGCGUUAGACUGUUAAUUUAUUUUUCUAGCAUCUCUGCACAAGUGCUAUUAGCUUCUAGACCUAAGAGAGGGGACGACCUGUAGCCAAUAAAAAAAAAAAAAAAAACAGAAACCAGAGGGCCUGAAAAGACCUGAUCUCAUCACUCUGAUUAGCUUUAACAUAGCUUGUGGAUCCGUGGAUCAGUAGCUGUUGCCUGGAAAGAAAAAAGAGUAAAAACUAGUGUAGCCGGUAAUGCCUUUGGAUUAGAAACUCCUGCUGUAAAACUGCCUUAAACUGAACUGAUUGUUUUUUGAUCACUUAUUUAUCACUGGCUGGGUAUAAUAUGAUUAUUAUUUUUUACAAAGCCUCCUGUAUUACCACUAUACAGUAUAUCUAAUUCCCUUUUUUUUUUCUAUUUAUUUAUGUAUUUAUUAAAUUAUUUGUGUAAAUUAUUGCUCUGUGUGCUCUCUGUGAUCUGUUGCUGUGCUUUUUAAUGAUGUAGCCAAAUUGAUUUAUUUUUUCUUUAACUUAUAUAAAAAAAACGGUGUGUUCAAGUGACAUCAUAGCAAUCAAUGAGUUUUAUCAGCCGCUCUUGAAUAAUAACUGAAUGCAAUCAUGAUUUUUUGUUUGAUUUUGUAUGUUUGUUUUGGUUUCUUUGUAACCGUUAGCUCUUAUACUGCUUUGGAUGUUUCUGCAGUAUUUUGCUAAAUGUCCAAAAAUAAUAAAAACCAAACUGAGAAACAGUUUUCAUUCUG